This is a messenger RNA of Felis catus (domestic cat), 2383 nucleotides long. RefSeq names its product synaptosome associated protein 47 (gene SNAP47). The transcript has 5 exons. NCBI's taxonomy places the organism in Eukaryota, Metazoa, Chordata, Mammalia, Carnivora, Felidae. Bases 230 to 1477 code for a protein of 415 amino acids. Gene Ontology annotation, biological process: synaptic vesicle fusion to presynaptic active zone membrane; exocytosis; synaptic vesicle priming. Gene Ontology annotation, cellular component: SNARE complex; plasma membrane. The record is from RefSeq and is a predicted model, not a curated record. Gene Ontology annotation, molecular function: SNAP receptor activity; syntaxin binding.
UGCCCGAGUACGAAACAGGGAGCGCCGGGCACUGGACGCAUGCGCGUAGCAGCCUGCGGGCCUCAUUCUGCGCAGGCGCGGGGGCGUCCCUUAGCACCUCUGAAGCAUCUGGUCCCUCCCGCGUCUGAGAUUGUCAAGCCGCGCCAGACCCGAGUCUCGCGGUCUGAGCGCCUCCCGGGUGACACAGGCAGAGUGGCCGAGGCCGUGGAGCAGACCCACCGGGAGCCAGAUGAGCAGAGAGGUCUGCGUGCACACCUGGCCGUGCUCCUACUACUUAGAGCUGGACAAGCGAUGGGUCCCUGGAAAGCUUUCCUUAACCUCCUGCUCCCUGAAGUUUGCGGGUGAUGAGGCCCAGGAGACGCUGGUGAGUUUCCCGCUGUCUGGCAUCACUGCGAUCAAGAAGGAGGCUUCUCACUUCGUCUUCAGCUCCAUCACCGUCCUGGAGAAGGACAACCGCAAGCACUGGUUCAGCUCCCUGCAGCCCAGUCGCAAUGCCGCAUUCAGUGUCAUCGAGCAUUUCUGGAGAGAGCUGCUGCUCUCCCAGCCGGAAGCACCGCUUCCUGCGACCAAGGGGAAGGAGCUGACUGGCCUCAUGGCCUGUUCCCAGAAGCGCCUGGAGGACACGGCCAGAGUCCUCCACCAUCAGGGCGAGCAGCUGGACAGCAUCACCAGGGGCCUGGACAAGAUGGAAUCCGACCUGGACGUGGCUGACAGGUUGCUGACAGAGCUGGAGUCCCCUUCCUGGUGGCCCUUUAGCUCCAAGCUUUGGAAGAUGCCAUCAGAAACAAAGCUUAAGGGAGACGCUUCAACGGCUAGUCCCAAAGCUCUUGGGAAGGAAGGGGUAGUGGUCAGAAUUCCUGCUGUUGUCUCCCAGAGAACAGCAUCCCAUGUCAAACCAGGGAGUCUCACUGUCCUAGUGUCUGGACUGGAAAUCCAUGAUUCGAGUUCUGCGCUCAUGCACAGGUUCGAAAGAGAAGACGUGGAUGACAUUAAGGUUCACACGCCCUAUGAGAUCAGCAUCCGCCAGCGGUUCAUUGGGAAGCCUGACAUAGCCUAUCACUUGAUAUCUGCCAGGAUGCCAGAGGCCAUCCCCGUUUUGGAGGUGCAGUUCAGCAAAAAGAUGGAGGUGUUAGGAGACGCCCUGACACCCAGCAGCACCAAAACCUCCUCCCCAGCAGAGAAGGGCUGCUCCAUGUGGCACACAGCGUCUGGGCUGAUGGACCGGGCCGUGCACCAUGAGCCCUGCCCAGGCAGCCAGGACGGCCAACCACUCCAGCUGCAGACGACCCAGCCGUUCAUUUCCGAGGGGGACGCCCAGGAACUGAGACAGAUCCUGAGGAAACUCAAGGGUCUUGCCCUGGACACCGAGGCAGAGCUGGAGAGGCAGGACGAGGCCCUGGAUGACAUCACCGCUGCCGUGGACCGGACCACCCUAACCAUCGACAAGCACAAUCGGAGGGCAAAGAAACUGACUUAGAGGGACAAGAAAGCAUGACAGUCACUUCCCUGAGUGCUUUGUUCUCAACACCUGCACGCUUCCUUGACCAGAAAGCCCGGGAAGUUGGGUCCAGGGCUAGGCGGUACCUGGAGGCCUUGCCCUGGGAGGUGCAGGCCUGCCUGGGCUGUAGGGGCCUGGCUCCCUGUGUACUGUGAUGCUGACCAUGGCCCCCAGGGGGGAGGAGAAGCUCCAGGAGGCCUGCACCCCCAUGGUGGCCCCAGCUCCUCUUGCUCCCACCUGUCCUGGGCCCUGAUUCCCUGCUCCCUACCCUUACUCCCCUCACUCCUCCCCCCCACUCUCCCCCUUCUCCCCCCUCUCCUCCCCCCACUGCCCCCUGCUCCCCCCCCCACCCCACUCCCUGCCCUCCCUCCCCAUUCCUCCUCCCUGCAGGGCUCCCCCCGUACCCACUCCCCCCUCCUUGCAGGCCACUCCCCUUUCAUACUUGAGCCCCUUGGAGCCUGGACAGCAGCUGGAAGCUGACCCCAGUGCUCAAGGCUGCUUUGCAUGGCCAGCAGCACAGCUAGCGGAGUCUUCAUUGUUUCUCUGUCCUUGCUUGGUGCAAAAGGGCAAUUUAAGUCUCUGGUAAAGAAGUCUGCUGAUUUUUGACUCUGCCCCCCUAACUCUGUGUGCUAUGUGAGCAGAGCCCCUUCUGCAGGACAACAUUCAGGCCCGAGACCCCCCCUUCUCUGGGCCACUGUGUGUGGGCCCCAGUGCCCUCAGUCUGUCCUUCUCUAGGGACAGGCCAGUUCCUUCCUGGUUGUGCUGUGAUUUUCUACCCGAAGUCUAGUACAUCUGGAGGUCAUCCUAUAAACACCUGAAAUGUUCUUCCCCUGCCCAGUUUUUAGCCAAGUGUGAAAAAAAUACAUAUUGCACCUAUUUUAAAAA